GCCUCGUCUAGUGGGACUACUGCCUCAACUACGUCUUCUGGAAAUACAACCUCGUCUGGAGGAGCAGGACCAGAAGGAGAAGUACUUGCACCACCGCCGUCUCUUCCGGCGACACCGAAGUCACUGGGAGAAGGCUUGCUUGCUUCUCAACCUGAUAUUACAACAGGUCAAUACGACAACUACGUUCAACUUCAGAGUUCUCCCGCCUCGUACCUUGCGCAUAGUUCUGCUCCAUCCAGUCCAACGUACUACAAGCCUUUUCCAUCAACACCAGUAGAGCAAUUGCCAAAUUCCUUUGCUCAACCAUCGCACAACUACGCAAUGAGUUCAGGCGCAUCUCUUGCCGCGUCGUCUCAUGGUCCGCGUUCGCCGGUCGCGCAGCAGAGUGCUAUGAUUAUGAACAUGGAUCUGAGCAGCCAGUCGUAGCUGAACUAAACCAAUGAAGUUUUUACUGCUCUACUCAAGAAGAUUUUAUCUUGAUGUUCUUCAUCAAACUUUCUCAGCGACAAUUAGCGUUAGUACCUGUACCGUUGUCGUGACAAUUUUCCUUUUGAUCUCCUCACCCCUCUCCUUCAUCCCGCGAGGAGAGCCCACGAAGGAGCUGAAGCCAUUGAAGAAAACGAAUUUUGCGGAGGAUCUUAUGCGCUAUGGCAUCUUCCCUCCAAGUGUGCACCAGCCGUCAUGCACCUAUACCAUCAACGUUCAGGCUCACCUAGAUUCGCUUCCUACGCGUGCCGAGUUCCAAACUGCGCUGUUUAGUCACUGGGUCAAAAGGUACUAGUAGUACUCAAGCUUUGAUGUAGAAGCAAAUGCGUGGUCAUUAUAUCAUGAAAAACUUUUCCCGAACAGCACUAACCACCUGUAGCUAAGGGGCUCCAACUACUCCACACAGGUUUGAACGUCCACGCAGUAUAUUGACAGAGGAUGGGAACUUUAUGCGACUUCCGCUAGACGCGUUGGACUGGGAUUACCACCUAAAGGGACCAAUCGACCUCGACGACAGUAUGACAGUUGACGAAUACCUCGACCACCUGUAUCAGGGAUACUUUCCGCCAGCUGCAUUAUGAAGAAGGGGUUGCAGCUCUUCGAAAUUCGUUUUUUUUUACUUAUUUGGAUUUCCUGCUUAGGUGAGCUGAAGAACAGAACUCAAAUAUUAAGCAAGAGCAAUUACUUCGCCAAAAAUCGUUUUGGGUCUUCUUCACCACCUCGUCAUUCUACUUCUCAGAUGAAGAACGCGCUUCUGCGCCAGUUUUCGUCCACGACCUCAUGCUCAUUCUCAUCCUCCAACCCCUACUGAACUUUCAUCUGCCAGCGUCAACGGUGGUCAGCGACAGGAUCAGGAAGGAAGUUCCACCACUUCCUCCUCUUCAGGAGGCGUGAUAGAACCUGCUCCGGUAAAACCAUUAUACCGCAAUAACUCUUUUAGUUUUUCUCGCGUUUCAUCAUCGGGGGGCGGUGGACACGGAGCAGUGACGAUUCCAGCAUCCUCGCCGCGGGGAGGCCGUGCGAAAUUACCUGGUCUUGUUGGUGUUUUAGACCAUGAAUCAGGGCAACGUAUCUCGGCACCCCAUCCAGGACGGAUGUGCGACUUGGAUCCGAGUCGACCGCUUUGGCAAGCGCACAUGAUCAGAGGGAAAGUCUCCCGAGACAACCCAGCGCCACUAUCAGAGUUACUUCUCGAGCCAAAGUUCAAAAAUGCAAACGUCAUCGUCUUCCGGGUUCAUCACGCUCUGGCGGACGGGCUGCGCGUGGCGCUGGCGGUUAACAAAGGUACUUUUGUACCUAGAGGUGGUGAAGAAGUACCACGCGUAGACCUAGUUCUUGCAUAUGUGGUGAAGACUGAAGAAGUACCACGCGUAGACCUAGAAGUUGCAUAUGUACUAGUUUGCUACUGGAAUCGACGACUGCAUAUGUAGUCUGCUACUGGAAUCGAAGACACGAAAUCUACUUAAAUGUAGUAGAAGACAACUACUACAGGCAGCUACUUAGUACCUACAGGCACAGCAUCGUGUUCGUGACGAUCAUCUACUUUAUAGAUCCUAGACUAGUUCCUAGCGCGGUUUAUAGAUUCCUAGUAAACCUUCUUCAUUGAGGUAUCCUCAGCGACGCAGCUGGCGCUCCAGUCGAUUUCGGGAAGUUCGGUAAUGAACGCGUCCAGGCAUUCUUGAAAAAACGUGCACAAAGAGGCUUUGUCCAAAGAGUAACGGAUGGGCUUGGAUUUGCGGGAUCUAGCGUCCUUUCCUCUGGCGCUCUGUUGAAGCACAUGCUUGGUCUGCCGAAGCAAACGCUGACGUCUUUCACUGGCCGUCAAGACUCUGCUGAGCAUGCGGAGGAAGGCCUUACCUACCGGAAGUUCCUCUAUUUUCCACCCUUGGACUUGAACGCAGUGAAACUAGUGAAAACGAUUUUGUCGAGGACAUUAUGAUGGAAUUGACUUUUACUCAAUAACAUCACUUUUUCCUUUCAGAUUCAAAAAGUAAUUAACUAGAAGGUUAGUGCUAGUUAUGGACCUAAUAAAGAUUAACUAUUCCACUAUCGUCUAGAACAACUGCUUAACUAGAAGAUGAAAGAUGAAAACCAAUACAAAUCUAGCCCUAAGUAAAGCCGUUGUAAAGGAGGGUGCGACGUCGACCAAAAGCAAAAGCAUCGCGGAAAUGCAAGACCAUCAGGACCUUGCUUUGCCGCCAGGAAUAUGCCGAGCGCGUCAAAAAGAACAUCAACAUGCAGAGGCUGUAGAGGGAAAAACAGUACCACUUCCACCGAAAGUGUUGCCAGACCACGACCCAUCAUCACAGAAUCAGCAGAAAGAAAGAAGUGACGAAAUUUUCUCGCAGCCACGUCUCGAUGACGAGGUAGAGGACCCAGACGAAGAUAUAUCUAUCCUUGCAGCUUCGCAAAUGGGAGGUUGUUCUAGUACUUCAUCAUCUUCUGCCGUAGGAGGUGGAUCUUCUUCGUCGGCGUGCAUUCAUAAAAGAUCAGUAGGAGGAGGAACUGGAGCUACUCUAAAUGAUGACGAAGACAGUAGUAGAGCAUGCCAAUCUCCAACUACUUCAACGAAGUAUUCCUUUGAAAUUGAAGACGCAACGACAGACAAGAAGAAGGGAGACAAACCAAAACAGGCAAGCAAGUGUUCCUCCUGGUUAUCGGACUCCUUAAUCGUCUCAAAACUUCGUGUCGCGCUAGCACAACUACGCCGCUGUGGUCUCCCAAUCUGCCUUAUGUGGCGGAAAAUAGCGGCUGUGGUCUCCCGCAAUUAUUUCCGAGGAAAGCGGGGUCUUCUCUCUGCGCCUCAAAGCCUGCUAAAGAGGAUUAAAGGAUUGUCACUAGCAGAGGUUAUGGCCCAAGAACAAAUGUUGAAGUACCGAUCUCUGAGUUGUUCAUUCUACUUUCUCUUUGAGAAAGAAGAGAUGCAAGAAAAAUUUGUAGAAAAAUUAGUGAUAGUUCUUGUUACCACCUCUAAGCGGCCUCCAGAAUCUGAAGGAGCGAACCCUAAGCGCGAUACGUCUACGACCGUGGUCUCCGUAAACGACGUACUGCAGUCAUGCCUUUUCGGAGCCAUUGCUAGGUACAUGGAAAAGACGCGCAAAGACCCCAUGAUGCAACCACACGAUUCUUUUCUGAUUCCUACGCCUAAAAUACGGAAGCAAGAGAAGAAACGGUUCGGAAGGUCUGCAAGGCGCAGGUCAAAUCAGAGGGUGACCAUGCACUCAGCGGCAUUUAUGGGAUUUCCGGAUAUGGUCAUGCGUGACGGGGAAAACGACACUGAUGAUGAUGACCACGAUCCUGAUUGCCUGCAUAAUGACUGGGUUUCCCUUAUGGGACAGCGAGUGCCGCUUUGGAGCGAAACGCAUCAAAGACCAUACUCGGCGAUAGUUAAGGCUUGUUGGGCUAGUUUUUACCUCGUCGUGUUAUUAAUGCAGUUGUUCUAGACGAUAGUGGAAUAGUUAAUCUUUAUUAGGUCUCGUCGUGUUAUUAAAUCAGAACUACAACUACUUAUCCACCUUCUGUUGUUGUUGAUAUUAGUUGACAUCAAUGACAUUGACAACAACUUCAACUACUAGUACAUGAUCGAGGAUGUAGUUCUCUUCCUCGCGAAGAUUGUUCUCCUCCUGGUUCUUAAUGAAGGGUGUCUAGUGCGUGAGUCAAACUACAGCAUUCCGCUGCACCGGAACGAAGACGUCAUCGUGGUCCCAUGAUCUUCUAAUUCGGAGCGUCUCUUCGCAGUGAAGAAAGAUAGCGAUUGGUACAAACGGCACGCAUAUCCUUUCCUUUAUGCUCAAUUUGAGACAUCAUGAUCAUUCCUCUAUCAAACAUCAUGAUCAUGAUCCUGACAUCAGGAUCAUCAUUCCUCCUCUAGAAAAUCAAGUUCAAGAUCGUUCUGCAUGCCUGCUACAAAUUCAGAAAAGCUACUUAAACUUAUUUUGCUAAGUAGAAGGGUCAGAAACUACAGAAUCAAACUACUCUCAUGACAACUACUGCUCGAUAACAUAAUUAUGCUAGGAGUCUUACUAAGAGGUCCUCCUGAGCAGGGUCCUCUAGGACUGUCUUAGUUGUAGCACCACCACCCAACACCAGCAAUAUAGCGGCAACAUCCGCGAUCAUGCCCCUCCUUCUUUUCUUCUCCGCUAAUCCUUACUCCGAUUCUUGCUACGCAACGUCCUUUGGGUCCUCGGAUUACGCGGUAACCAAGAGGUAUUGAAGCGCGCGUUCAGUCGGCAUUCAUUGAUCACUAGCAACGUUCCUGGGUACAACGAAGGUGCAGCCUAUCUUCUUGGGAAGAAGAUCCUAGGGAUUUACGUUCCGAUGCCACAGGUGGUCAAUUUUGCGAUGAUUAUGGCAACAAAAAGAAAGUUGUAAAACAAGUAUCAUCAACAUAUUAAGUAGGCAUAAAAACAUGCCAUUUUUAAGUAGCAUCUCAACAUUAUGAUCCUUGGUUGUUUGAGUUCGUCGGUCUAAGAUCCUUGUUUCGUACAACAACGCAGUCUUCGUUACGAUGAGUGUAAAUGGGCAGACAGUUACACGGGCAGAGACCUUGAAGCAGCACUUUCUUGAUGAAUUUCAAGAACUAGUGCGCGUAGCGAUGCAAAAAGCGACACCUGCGGAACAAGAGCAGCUAGUCGGCUAUCUAGAGGGGCAGCACACCAACAGCAGUAGUCCGAUGGCAGUAUUCUAGUGGAAUGGGGUCGAGUGAAUUUGUAUUUGAGUUUCAUAUUUUUACUUCAUAAUAUGUGUGUGCGUUGUAACUGAAUAAUAAGUACCUAUAAAAUAAUAGUGCGCUGGGCCUCUUGUUAAACACCGGCUAGUCGUCCAUUCAUCAUCAUAUUUCUACUCCAUGAUGUUGAUGUGGGUGCUGGUGUAAACAUGGAUGUCAUCGUCGUAAUAUCAUGUUGGAUUAGCUCUAGAAGCAUGUCGUAAAACAUCAAGAGUAUUGAAACAUCAAGACGAGCAUCACAAUCACACAAGGACAUCAAACUUGAGGCAGCUUGGCGCCUCUGUCUCGUUUUAUUCCGAACAGGCUAAGUAACAUAUUAGAGGAUGCACAUGAUUAUAUCAUUUCGGCUCAGCACGAUAUUUGAGGAUGAACAGAGGUGGCAGCAGAUUAUGGAUGCACUAGCACCUAGUACACGACAGGUGAAAAUAUCAUGACCUACAAACAGCAAUUAUUAAGAGAACAUGUAGCACAACAAGCACAUAAGUUACUAUGUUGACUUGAUAUUCAGAUGAUAUCGCACCGACUAAAAUACCGAAGAUUUAACGAUUAACACUAGUACACACCAAAAAACUUCUCAUCGUUACCUCAAGUAGUGCAUACUGAUAUUGACAGACCACACUUCUGAGCUUGAACUAUCUUCUAGUUGUAGCAGUACCAGUAGCUUGGGCUUGCUGUAAAUCAUUGAUUUACUGUUCAUUAUCAUUAACAACUCAUGCUCUUCAAAGAAAUUUGAUGAUCGC
This is a messenger RNA of Amoebophrya sp. A25, 5952 nucleotides long. Lineage: Eukaryota; Dinophyceae; Syndiniales; Amoebophryaceae. The record is from the annotation of a GenBank genome assembly.